AGCUUCUUCCCGUCUCGCUGCCCCCGCCCCCUCCUCGGAAGUAGACGUAUCUGUCUAUAUUCCGUUCUUUUAUUUUUAUGUAUUUUUUAUAGUAACCCCUUUUCCCCAACACUCAACCAAGAUGGACGACUAAACACAAGAACGGGCGACCGAUUCACCCCAUCCAUUUAACUACCCUUGAAUCGAGAGGACCGGAUGAAAUCCAAUUGUGGUUUUCUCCGCUUCGCAGGGGAGGUAGCUGUAUCCAGUGGGGAGGUAGGCUCAACCAGGGGAGGACAGGAUGAAGUUCACCGACCCCUGGGGACGCCAGAGGCUGUCUUUUCUUCUGGAAAAGGCAGUCUCUAGGGAAGCCAAGAUGUGGAAGGUCUAUGUGCCAAAGAAGCCCUUCUCACAGGAUACAGACAUCUCCCCUGCCCAUCGGGAUGAGGCCGUGCGCUGGUUGACAGAGCUCCACAGCAGACUUCAGCUGUACCCAGAAACCCUGGUGUUAGCUGUUAGCAUCCUGGACCGCUUUCUUGCUCCCAUUAAGGCCCGGCCAAAAUACCUGCGCUGCAUCGCCAUCGCCUGCUUCUUCCUGGCAGCUAAGACGUGUGAGGAGGAUGAGUGUGUACCCUCUCUCAAGGAGCUUGCAGCCUCCAGCAACUGUGGCUGUUCCUCCUCAGAGAUCCGGAGGAUGGAGAGAAUCAUUCUGGACAAACUCAACUGGGAUCUGCACACUGCAACAGCACUGGACUUCUUGCAUAUUUUCCAUGCUAUGGUGAUGUCAUGUCGUUCUGGGCUUUUGGACUCCACGUUAGCGCUGAACCGCUCUCGGCACCUCGCCAUGCUCACACAGCAACUCUACCACUGUCUGGCUGACCACACGCUCCUACAGCUUAGAGGUUCCAUGCUGGGCCUGGCACUCAUCACCCUGGAGCUGGAGAACUGCUGCCCUGACUGGCUGGCUCUCACCAUCGAGCUGCUGAGGAAGGCACAGAUCGACAGUUCAGAGCUGAUUAGGAGUCGAGAGCUUGUGGCUCGUAGUCUGUCCACACCAAGAGCUUCCCUGCCUCCAAACACUGUCUACAUCUACCAACCCCCGAAGAGCCAAACCACACCGCAGCCUCCAUCCCAGGACCCCACCCUUUCCUGCUGCACACUGGGGACCAUUGCUUCCAACAUGGAGUCUUCUAGGGACCACAGCAUUAUGGUUGCUUCACCAGCCCAGCCACAGACGCCUGCUGGAGAGGUGGAGGAGGGGAACCAGCAGCCUUUGAGCACGGUCUACUCCACUAACAGAAGCACCUCUGCUUUGCGCUCCCCACCCAAACCCAUCCACCAUCUGAAGCACCUGCAGAGGGUCACACUGCGCUGCAAGGCCUCCACCAAGCGCAAGGUGGAGGAGAUGGAGGUGGACGACUUCUUUGAUGGCAUAAAACGCCUCUACAAUGAAGACGGAACCACCACUGUCGCCGUCCAGGAGGGGCCAACACCUACGAUGGGGGCAACAGCAACAGGUGGAGAAGGAGGAGGAGCAGGAGGAGGUCUGAGUGUCUGCACUGUCCUGUUAUCUCGACAGGAAGGCAGCGUCUCCCCCUGCCCGCCUCUGCAGCCAGUCAGCACCUCCUAGAGGCCAAACAAGAAGCUGACCAAAACCACCUCAACAUCCACAUGAGCUUCCUGCUUGUUUUUCAGAUUAAAAGCCUUCAAACAAUCACAUUUAGUGGUAGGAAACUCCCAAAGUAUAUGCCACAAAGUUAGAAAAGAUGUAGUUCAGUGUUCCUAUCUACAUAACAAUAGCAAUAUGGCAGCUCCUCAUAAUGUUGCACCCAGAUGUCAGUGAAGAAGGAAAUAUUUAUGUUACAUCACAGAAGGAGCUCAGAUUUGUUGGUGGUGAAGAUGGUUUUGGUUUCAGUUCAAAGGAUCACGGCAUGACCCCAAACUGUUCAGCCGCCCUGAGUUCAGCUGCCACCGUCCCCUGUAGCUGGAAACCUGAGCCCAAAAAAAAUUCAAACAUUAAAAAAACUAAAAACCUGCUGCUACUAUGUUAUUAAUCGUAUUUGUUGAAUGCAAACAACAAAAUGUUUUAAAAAAUAAGUAGAAAAGCUACUUCAAAAACAACCUGAAAUUCACUUCUAACCUCUUUGUCCUAUUGUGGAAGACUUUUAAAAACAUGCGUCACCUUAUAUUUGUAAUGUUUGUUAUUUAACUUAUGUUUUUAUCCUGUCUCUUUAUCCUUUCCUUUAUUGAUCUGCAUGUUUUCCUCUCUAUUAAUAACUUAUUAUAGAGUCUAAAUCUGAUGUAUGAAUGUUUGUGUAUUGAUGAUUGUCUGUAGUACUGGCCCAGAAAGAAAAAGUUUUUUUUUUUUUUUUUUUGGUGAAGUGCAAUUUGAUUUCUAAUACGAUGCUAAUAUAGAAAUCUCUCCUGCACCCCCCCCCCCGCCUCCCUUCCUUGAUAACCCAAAUUAGUAGUAAACACUAAGGCUCUCAGCAGGUGGAGGUAUCCACCCGUCUGUUACCCACAAUUGGAUAGGUGUCUAAUCAGAGCCUGGGUUUUGAACCUGGUUUAACUAAUCCAGGAGCAACAUUUCAUACUGUUUCUGAAUGAGCCAGUUUAAAAGUCCAUAGUUCUAUUUUCCAGAUGACCAGAUGUGCUCUUGGAUGAAAUCAAGCUAGUUUUAACAGCUCCAGCUAAAAAUCCAGGCUCUGUUCUUGUCACAUGAAGCACAUGGACGCUGAUGUCUGUGCAUCCCAAGGGAAUUUAGGUUUGAGUUCAUGAAUCGAUACAUAAUAAAACAACCUUGAGUUAAACAUUUCCGUAUUUACAAAGUAAAAUAGAUUUUAGGACAAUCUUCACUUUGAUGAAAAGUAAAGACUAAAACAGCACAUUCUGGUUUUAUCUCUUGAAAGUGUCUUUGAUAUGUUUUACUCCUGUAAAAAAGCUCUGUUGUUCCAGCUGUGGGAGCUGCUGGUGGCUGCUCAGGUCCCUGAACGCACUGCGGCACCAAUUAAUAAAGAAGUACAGUAUGACUAUGAAAA
This is a messenger RNA of Betta splendens (Siamese fighting fish), 3017 nucleotides long. RefSeq names its product cyclin I (gene ccni). Gene Ontology annotation, cellular component: cytoplasm; nucleus; cyclin-dependent protein kinase holoenzyme complex. NCBI's taxonomy places the organism in Eukaryota, Metazoa, Chordata, Actinopteri, Anabantiformes, Osphronemidae. The transcript has 10 exons. The coding region runs from base 281 to 1609 and encodes 442 amino acids. The record is from RefSeq and is a predicted model, not a curated record. Gene Ontology annotation, molecular function: cyclin-dependent protein serine/threonine kinase regulator activity. Gene Ontology annotation, biological process: mitotic cell cycle phase transition; regulation of cyclin-dependent protein serine/threonine kinase activity.